This is a messenger RNA of Anopheles coluzzii, 1336 nucleotides long. RefSeq names its product cilia- and flagella-associated protein 20 (gene Bug22). The transcript has 2 exons. Gene Ontology annotation, cellular component: ciliary basal body; motile cilium. Gene Ontology annotation, biological process: positive regulation of cell motility; regulation of cilium beat frequency involved in ciliary motility; cilium assembly. Bases 192 to 794 code for a protein of 200 amino acids. Lineage: Eukaryota; Metazoa; Arthropoda; Insecta; Diptera; Culicidae. The record is from RefSeq and is a predicted model, not a curated record.
GUGGAGCACGUUCGCAUCUGUCAACUCGGCGAGCGAGCCCCGGUCGUCGUAAACAAACUUGACAUACACGCGAAACGGGAAGGAAAAAUAAAACAACUCGCUCGCUGCUCUGACGCCCGCCGCGCUUUGUGUCGUGCUCAGCAAAGUUUUGCCAAAUUUUCGUGCCCUUUCGCGUGCUAACGGUUUGAAAAAUGUUCAAAAACACUUUUCAGUCCGGUUUCCUCUCGAUACUGUACAGCAUAGGCAGCAAGCCGCUCCAAAUUUGGGAUAAAAAGGUUCGCAAUGGACACAUCAAGCGCAUCACGGACCAGGACAUACAGUCGUUGGUGCUGGAAAUCAUUGGCACCAACGUGAGCACCACGUACAUCACCUGUCCGGCCGAUCCGAAGAAGACGCUCGGCAUCAAGCUUCCCUUCCUGGUGAUGAUAAUAAAGAAUCUAAAGAAGUACUUCACGUUCGAGGUGCAGGUAUUGGACGAUAAAAACGUUCGCCGCCGGUUUCGUGCCAGCAACUAUCAGUCGACGACGCGCGUUAAACCCUUCAUCUGUACCAUGCCGAUGCGGUUGGACGAGGGCUGGAAUCAGAUCCAGUUCAAUCUGUCUGAUUUUACCCGCCGCGCCUACGGUACCAACUACGUGGAAACGUUGCGCGUGCAGAUACACGCCAACUGCCGAAUACGCCGCGUGUACUUCUCCGACCGGCUGUACUCGGAGGAUGAGCUGCCAGCGGAAUUCAAACUGUUCCUGCCGAUACAGAAGCCACAGUCGAAAGCGAUUGCCCAGCAGGCCUGCUAACACAGACGCACAGACAGCGAGAUACAUUCGGAGGAGAGUGUGUAUUUUAGGUUAAGACGCAGGAGUGUGUUCAUAACAUAUUUGCGUAGGACGAUGCCGUUUGCAGUUGAUUGCACAUUAUCGAGAGCGUGUGAGUUUAGUUAACCUUUAGGCUAAGUCUUUCACACACAUACAAACAAAACAUGUUGGCAGAUGGAAAAUUAUAAAAAAGUGUCCUUAAACUAUGAUCCAAAGCUUAGUGUACCGCGCACAGCAUCCACCUUCCGCUGCUGUGCGCCUUUAUGAUUUGCUUGCUAAAUAACACACCCCAAACCCAAUAGUUUCGAUGUAAAGGAUGUGUUUUGGGAAACUGCGAAACGAAACACCUGCACAAGUACGCACAUAUCGUAAAAUCGUGCUCGUAGUGUGAGUGAGUCACACAAAUGUAGGUUUAGUUAAUGUUUGAUUACCGCAACUGCCAUGCUUUUUAAUUUAUUCUGUGAAUUAAACAAACGAUUGAAUAAUAAAACCAGGUGGCGCUCUUUGCUCAAGUUUUGAAUAAA